Molecule: messenger RNA, 1109 nt
Organism: Apodemus sylvaticus (European woodmouse)
Lineage: Eukaryota; Metazoa; Chordata; Mammalia; Rodentia; Muridae
Gene: Nrg4
Product: neuregulin 4
Exons: 8
Coding region: 124-564 (146 amino acids)
Biological process (GO): nervous system development; animal organ development; intracellular signal transduction
Molecular function (GO): chemorepellent activity
Source: RefSeq, a predicted model, not a curated record
UGGUCUGCCUUGACCUCGCCUACACUGAAGUGACAUAAAUCAGAUUUUUGACUCGUUGUAAAGUACAAGUCACCAGUCACCGCUGUCGAAGUCCUCAGCCUUCAAAAACGUGUGACAUGUUGUAUGUCUAGCAAAAUUUACCUUUUUAUGGGUUUUUUUGAGGUGCUGUUUUUCAACCUUAAUUCUUCCACCAAGAAUGAAACUUUAAAAAUUAAGAUGCCAACAGAUCACGAGCAGCCCUGUGGUCCCAGGCACAGGUCAUUUUGCCUGAAUGGGGGGAUUUGUUAUGUGAUUCCUACUAUCCCCAGCCCAUUCUGUAGGUGCAUUGAAAAUUAUACAGGAGCUCGUUGCGAAGAGGUUUUCCUUCCAAGCUUCAGCAUCCAAAGCAAAAGUAACCUGUCGGCAGCUUUCGUGGCGCUGGCGGUCCUCGUCACUCUUGCCAUCGCGGCGCUCUGCUUCCUGUACAGGAAGGGCCACCUCCAGAGGGCCAGGUCAGUCCAGUGUGAGAUCAGCCUGGUGGAGACGAGCAAUGCCAGUACCCGCCACAGCCACAGAGAGCACUGAAGACAUCCACAGUGAGGGGCAUUAUUACCUACAAAGGCAGACUGUGGACCAUACGAGGAGAGAAGACGUUCAUCAUGGAUACGCCCCAUCAUUUCUAUGGCAGUCCCAGGAUCUCACUCUUGAUGCUCUUGUCUUGAUGCUCUACUGUAUGACUGUUCAUCGCUCACGUACAGAAAUGAUGCUGGUUUCCUGUGUUGACCCUGCACCCUGCUUCUGAGCAACAGCACAAGAGGACCAGAGCUAUAAAAUACAUCAAUGGGUAAUGCUGAAGAGCCUGAUUCAACAUUCUUGAAAAACAACAAAUCCGAGUUUAGUUCUUUGACUGCCAGCAAAAGUAUGUUUAGUGAGCGUCUCGGAAAGAGCAGAUGGAAUGAACUGGUCUAUUAGCAAUUCCUUUCUUUUGUAUUUUUGGAGACAGGACAUCAUUUCAUAGCCAAGGCUGGCCUGGAAGUCACCAGUGUAGAUAAGGCUGGCCCUGAAUUCAAGAGACUCACCAGUUUUUGCCUACUCAGAGUUACUAGAAUUAAAGGCAUAAUAACACUGCA